AUGUGUGCAUGCGUCCAACCCACUCCACAUCUAUCCCAUACAGGCAAGGAGCUGGGCCGCGGGCUGUAUGGCAUCACGUACAUGGCAAGGCACCGCAAGUCGCAGCAGCACUUUGCCUGCAAGACCAUCACCAAGCGCCACCUGUCCCCCACGUCAUGUGCCAACGUGACAAGGGAAGCAGCCAUUCUCGCCCACCUGUCCACGGGCCACGCGGGCAUUGCGACGCUCAUCGACCAAUACGAGGACGCCACGUGUGUGCACUUCAUUCUGCAGCUCUGCACAGGCGGCAUGCUAUAUGAUGGGAUCAAGGCGGAGGGCAGCUACAGUGAGCGGCGGGCGGCCGGCAUGGUGCGGCAGAUAGUGCAGGCGGUGCAGUACAUGCAUGAGCGGGGCGUUAUCCAUCGCGAUCUCAAGCUCGAAAACUUCCUGCUGCUGCACCCCGGGGACGAUGCCCCACUCAUGGCCAUUGACUUUGGCCUCUCAACAUUCUUCGAACCGGGCCAGCGCUUAAAGGAGGCGGUGGGCAGUGCGUACUAUGUGGCACCGGAGGUGUUGAGAAGAGACUAUGGCAGCGUUGUGAUGUGUGGAGCGUUGGAGUCAUCACAUACAUGCUGCUGUGCGGCACUCCACCAUUUUGGAAUGGGCAUAUGUGAGGCGGUGCUGAAGGGAGAGUACGAGAUGAGCAGUGCCCCCUGGCCGGCCAUCUCCCAGCAGGCGAAGCACCUGGUGGGGCGCAUGCUGGAAAGCGAUGCAGCCCAGCGAAUCACCACCCGGGAGAUUCUAGAGCAUGAAUGGGUGCGAGAGGGAGGAGCACCCGCGUGCCCUCUGUCUCUUCCCGUCAUGAAGCGCAUGCGCCAAUUCUGCCAGAUGAACCACCUCAAGCGACAAGCUCUUGCAGUGGUGGCGAGAUCAGAAUAG
Closterium sp. Yama58-4 is the source of this 918-nucleotide messenger RNA. Lineage: Eukaryota; Viridiplantae; Streptophyta; Zygnematophyceae; Desmidiales; Closteriaceae. The record is from the annotation of a GenBank genome assembly.